Molecule: messenger RNA, 1026 nt
Organism: Corticium candelabrum
Lineage: Eukaryota; Metazoa; Porifera; Homoscleromorpha; Homosclerophorida; Plakinidae
Exons: 2
Coding region: 1-972 (323 amino acids)
Source: RefSeq, a predicted model, not a curated record
AUGUUUCGAUCUGCUGCUGUAUGUCUCCUUGCUAGUGUUGCUAUCUAUUUUCUCUUCAGCAGCACGGCUUUGUUCAAGGGCGUCUGCUCGACGUGGAAUGCGACGGCGGCGGAACGCGCAGAGGUGCGCAGAUUGCAGCAACUUCCGUGCGGACAUUGUAUUAACGUGAGCCACGCUCCCUCGAUUUCUUCGAUUUCGUGCGAACAAUUCACCGAAUUAUACGCAAAAACGGGCAGACCGCUCAUACUUAAAGACGCUCUUUCGUCUUCAUCUCUCAUAAACGUCUCGUUAUCCGACGCUCUUUCUUACUUCCAGAAAGUGUAUCAAACAUCCGACCAAUCAGGGAAGACGGACGAUUAUUUUAAUGAAUUUCGUAAUGUAAUGGAUGGUUACAAGGCUGCUGCAGUCUAUAAGCCUGAAGACAUAUUUGAGAGCGCAAAUGUGGAGACGUUACUGUCGACUGCUUGGUAUCUUAAUUGGAGACUUUUUAAUGAGGAAUUUCUUGAGAACAAAGAAUCUCUUGUACCAACGCCUUACUGCUUCUCAUCAUGGUCUUACCCACAUUUGGAUAACAUCGAAUUUUUCUUUGCUAAUCCGAAGGAUAAUGACGUAAUGACGAGUUUUGGUCGACAUGUUGAUAAUACCGAGUCAUCAGGGACGUGGCAUGCACAACUGGUGGGAACGAAGAUAUGGCAGGUGUGGCCUCCACUUGAAUGUGAGGAAGUUUGUGAGCCAAUGAACAUCACUGUUAAGGCUGGUGAUUCGCUGUUUAUCAAUACUGACAUAUGGGAGCAUCGUUGUGUCAUUCCUCCACGUUCAGAAGAGAACCCAUACAGUCUCAGUAUUGCACAAGACUACAUGCUGUCUAUCUGGGAUAACUACCUUCUCACAUUUGACUUUUACAGACAUUUCUAUCGUCCACACAAAUACACUUUCCAAUCGAUGACACACACGGGAGACGGCGAAUAUUAAAUUCUGAAUACCAGUUGCAUUGAUAUCAACAACAGCAUGGUACAAGUUAUGUUG